AUGUCAUCAAUACCGCCGAAUUCACCAAUCAUUGAUUCUGUAUCAGAUUCGUUAUUAGAUCGAACAUCAUCGUCAUCGUCAUCGUCACCUUCAUUAUCAUUAUCAACAGAAUUAUUUAAUCGUUUACAAGCUUUUCAAGUCUAUUUGGAAAUGUCAGGUUCUAUUGAUGCAUUAACAGAUUGCGUAGCACAACUCAAUGUAUCAUAUUCUUCAUCGUACUCAUCACCGCUUGAACAAUUUAAAGCUAUUCUUCGUUCGAAAAUUCCUCAAACGAUUGAAGUUGAUUGUUUACAACAAGAAAUAGAUGAGCUUAAACUAAAAAUCGCUCAAAUACGUCAAGCAUAA
This is a messenger RNA of Rotaria socialis, 345 nucleotides long. The record is from the annotation of a GenBank genome assembly. NCBI's taxonomy places the organism in Eukaryota, Metazoa, Rotifera, Eurotatoria, Philodinida, Philodinidae.